Molecule: messenger RNA, 999 nt
Organism: Chanos chanos (milkfish)
Lineage: Eukaryota; Metazoa; Chordata; Actinopteri; Gonorynchiformes; Chanidae
Gene: spsb1
Product: splA/ryanodine receptor domain and SOCS box containing 1
Exons: 2
Coding region: 25-846 (273 amino acids)
Biological process (GO): proteasome-mediated ubiquitin-dependent protein catabolic process; intracellular signal transduction
Cellular component (GO): SCF ubiquitin ligase complex
Molecular function (GO): protein binding
Source: RefSeq, a predicted model, not a curated record
GGUGCUGAUAAAAACACCCAGAGCAUGGGGCAGAAGGUUCCGGGAGGCAUAAAGACUGUGGACAUGCGGGACCCAGCGUUUCGGCCUCUCAAGCUGGAGCUGCAGGCCCUAGACUACACCAAGCCUGCCCGCUUGGACAUGUUACUGGACAUGCCCCCCGCCACACCUGAGGUCCAAGUCCAGCACUCCUGGAACAACGAUGACCGCUCGCUCAAUAUCUUUGUCAAAGAGGACAAUAAACUGAUAUUUCACCGGCACCCCGUAGCUCAGAGUACAGAUGCCAUCCGUGGACGGGUAGGGUACACGCGAGGGUUGCAUGUGUGGGAAAUCAACUGGGCCAUGAGGCAGAGGGGUACGCACGCUGUGGUUGGGGUAGCCACAGGGGAAGCCCCGUUACAUUCUGUAGGAUACACUGCACUUGUAGGAAACAACAACGAGUCCUGGGGCUGGGACCUGGGACGGAACAAACUUUAUCAUGACGGCAAGAACCAGCCCAGUAGGACUUACCCUGCUUUUCUGGAGCCAGAUGAGACUUUUAUCGUUCCUGACUCGUUUCUGGUUGUGUUGGACAUGGACGAGGGAACUCUAAGUUUCAUUGUGGAUGGACAAUAUCUAGGGGUUGCUUUCAGGGGACUGAAAGGCAGAAAACUGUACCCAGUAGUGAGUGCUGUAUGGGGCCACUGUGAAAUCAGAAUCCGGUACAUCAACGGACUCGAUCCUGAACCUCUGCCUCUAAUGGACCUGUGUAGACGCUCAGUGCGGGUAGCGCUGGGGAGAGAACGACUGAGUGAAAUACAUAGACUACCCUUACCUGCCUCCCUCAAGAACUAUCUACUCUACCAAUGAUGAUCGGAGGGCCUGUACUGCAGUGCAAGGCAAUAGCGCUUUUCUCUCUCUGGGAUUUUCUUCCUGAUAAACCUGUUUACUAAUUACCUUCUUUUGGAUUUGGUACAAUACUCCUGCUCUUAAUGGAUGUUUUUUUUUUUUUUUGCUGUUUUU